Messenger RNA from Monopterus albus (swamp eel), 7540 nucleotides. It is a transcript of the gene slc45a4a, whose product is annotated as solute carrier family 45 member 4a. The record is from RefSeq and is a predicted model, not a curated record. Gene Ontology annotation, molecular function: sucrose:proton symporter activity. Gene Ontology annotation, biological process: transmembrane transport. The transcript has 16 exons. The coding region runs from base 1409 to 4054 and encodes 881 amino acids. Gene Ontology annotation, cellular component: membrane. Lineage: Eukaryota; Metazoa; Chordata; Actinopteri; Synbranchiformes; Synbranchidae.
UGUGUACCACUGCCACGGCCCCGCCCAUUUAUGCAAAUCAGUUGUGACGUCGGCGGAAGCCAGCGCUACGUCUCUUCUUCCGACAGAUAUCCCUUUAAAGGCGCAUUUAAACCCCUGGCUUCAGUUGCAGGAGCAACAGACAACCUAUGCAAUAAAGCCUACAGCGGAGCUGAGUGACUGUCCGAGCGUCAGCGGACUAGAGCACGGAGCCAGCGGCUGACACAACCCGGCGAGGUACGACUGCUUAAUAUUGCAGCCUGGACCAAACGACAACAUCUCAGCGACAUUUAUGAAGCUUUCAAGGUCUUUUGAUUGAUCAGCCAAUCGAUGGGGAUUUUCAGAGGAGCUCCACCCACCUUCACCGCCUGCCUUCCUCCUCCCCCCUCCCCCCGUGCCCGCACCCACUCCAUCACCCAGCCCUCCAUCCAGCCCUUCGUACACAAAAUGACUCUGGAACUUACUGAGUGGUCUUCUAUAUGGAUUUUUACUGCUUGUAAUAGACAGUAAAGAAAAAGAGGUGGUAACCUCAAUGAGAAAAAAGCCAUAAACACACACCACACACACAUACACAUUCACACACAAGCACACCACAUGCACACACAAACUGAGAUACUGACAUACCAAAUAAAGCUGACAGAGUUUUCUAGGCAGUAUUUGAUACACCUGACAAACGCACACAAAGAAGGGAAUGUACAAGUUUACUCUUGGAAUGUACUGCACACUCUUCCUGUAAAAGUUCAACUGCUUCCUUUAUUUUCAGUAUUUUCUACAAGCAUUUGGAAAGCUGACCUUGUUAUUUUUUUCCAGUCCUGGGUGGUGGGGGGAACUAGGAUAGAGAAGGAUUAAUACUUCUGAAUUUGAAGCUGCAGUGCUUUUUGGAGGUCUGCUUGUUUAGAGGACAACUGAGUGGUCAUUUAGCUUGCUUUUUUUUAUACUCUAGCAGAUCUGUAAAUUCUGAUUUAUGCCAGAUCUAUAUAUCCAAUAGGUCUAUAUAGAUCUAUAUAUCCAGUUUUCUUUAUUUCUUUAGUGUCCACAGUCUUUGGAAUUUUAGCAGGACCAGUUUUAGAUAAGUUUUAUUAUCUCGUGUGCUGGGACACUAUCUGUAAAAGUUGUUUUUUUUUUAUCUUAGUGUCUUAGUGGUGUUAGCACUCCAUCGUUUUAUUCUUUUAAAGCAGUAAAUACUACAUAACCAGCUACAACCACAGUUUGCAAUUUGUGGCUUGUAAGGAUUGUAAUUAAGUUACGAAGACACUGUUGGUUUCAAAGUGGCCACAGGUAACUUGAUAUAAGUCCUUCGUGGAAGCAGGGAAGUUGUUUUUUUUUUUUUUUUUACUUUUGUUGCUACAGGUAAUUGUUCUCAGAUUUGCCAGUGUGCUAGAAGAGGUGCACUUGUUUACUCAUUGCGUGCAUGCCCUCCACCAUGCCUCCCCAGAACACGGAGGCUGACGCUAUGCAGGUCGGAUCUCUGGUGAGCGGGGUUAAUAACAAGAACUCCACAGCAUCAGGUUCAGAUGAGGACAAAGGAGGAGCAGGAGGGGAAACGGAUGGAUUGGGAGGAGGAGGAGGUCAAGGAGGGGAGGAGUCAGCAAGCGAAGGAUCGAUAGAAGGCAUUUCUUUGAAGAGAUGGUUGAUGCAUGGGGCCGUGAUGUUCGGUCGGGAAUUCUGCUACGCCAUGGAGACGGCACUGGUCACACCUGUACUGCUGCAGAUUGGUCUUCCAGAGCAGUACUACAGUCUGACAUGGUUUCUCAGUCCAGUUCUUGGCCUCAUUUUCACUCCUCUGAUUGGCUCGGCCAGCGACCGAUGUACUCUCCGAUGGGGCAGGAGGAGACCGUUCAUUCUGGCUCUCUGUAUAGGAACACUGAUAGGAGUGGCUCUGUUCCUGAAUGGGUCGCUUAUAGGUUUGUCACUAGGUGACGCCCAAGGGAGACAGCCAAUAGGAAUUGUUCUUACCGUGCUGGGAGUAGUGGUGUUGGACUUCUGUGCGGAUGCCACAGAGGGACCGAUCAGGGCGUACCUUCUAGAUGUGGCAGAUACAGAAGAACAAGACAUGGCGCUCAACAUCCAUGCUGCCUCAGCAGGUCUUGGCGGCGCGGUCGGCUACGCUCUCGGAGGUUUAGACUGGACACACACCUUCCUUGGAGCAGUGUUCCAGUCUCAGGAGCAGAUCCUGUUCUUCUUUGCUGCAGUCCUCUUCUCUUCCUCUGUGGUGUUGCAUCUCUUCAGCAUUGAGGAGCAGCAGUAUUCACCCCAACAUGACAGGCUGUACCAGGAUCCAGAUCCCAGCAACCCACAACCAACAGCCAAUGGCAGGACUGGACUUUUUGCCCCAAAGCUGGAGAUGAUCGGAAAAGAUGAAACGAUGGACAGCUACGACCUCUAUGACCCCUAUGGAGAUGACCAGUCAGAGCAUGGAGAUAUGGACAUGGACUUCCUAGAUGCGGAGCUUGUGAGAAGUAAAAGUGACAGUGUUCUCGCCAUGGCAGAUGCCACCCUUGACCACCUGGACCAUGAUGCAUUAUUCUUAUGCCACAUAGAGCCGUCCAUCUUCACUGACCGCCUCUCGCCCUAUCAUGGCUCGCCCCCUACCACUUCCUCCUUCUUUAACCCCAGUCACAAUGCCUCCCAUUCCCAGCUCACCAACCUCAGACACAGCAAUAAUGCUGCAAGUCAGGAUCUGCUCCACCACCAAAAGCACGCUCCCACCCACAAGAUUUCCCACCUCUCUGCUUGCUUACAAGAAAUGGAAAAUGACGAUGGACAGAAAGUGCUGCUGAACAACCAGCUGAACGAGCAACAGACACUGAAUGAGCGGCUGUUCGCCAUGUUAACUAGUGCUGAUAGAGCUAGCACUAACAGACUAAGCUCUCAAGGACAGACCCAUCAUUCUGGAAUGGUCAAAGCUUCCAGUACUGGAGCUCCAACGCGACAGUCACAUCACCAUCACACCUUCUACCGCCAGCCGUCCUGCACCUUCUCUUACUAUGGCCGAGUGGGGAGCCAUCGUUACCGCUAUCGCCGGGCCAAUGCCGCUUUUCUCAUCAAGCCUUCGCGCAGUAUGAAUGAUCUGUACGAAGUGGAGGUCAGACACAGGAGGAAAAGAAAGCAGCGCACCAGACACCGCAGUGGGAACACCACCUCUUCCAGCGGUGACACGGAGAGCGAAGAGGGCGAGGUUGAGACCACCGUGCGGCUGCUUUGGCUCUCCAUGCUGAAGAUGCCUCCAGAGUUGCUGCGGCUGUGCGCCUGUCACCUGUUCACCUGGUUCUCCAUUAUUGCUGAGGCUGUGUUCUUCACUGACUUUAUGGGACAAGUCAUCUACAAUGGAGAUCCUACAGCCUCUGCUAACUCGACAUCGUUGGCUAAUUAUCACAGAGGAGUACAGAUGGGAUGCUGGGGACUGGUUAUAUAUGCCAUGACUGCUGCGACAUGCUCAGCUGUUCUUCAGAAGUACCUUGACAACUUUGACCUGAGUAUCAAGGUCAUCUACAUCCUGGGGACGCUUGGAUUCUCCAUAGGAACUGCUGUCAUGGCCAUCUUCCCUAAUGUGUAUGUUGCCAUGGUGAUGAUCAGUAGCAUGGGCAUCAUAUCUAUGAGCAUCUCCUACUGCCCUUAUGCUCUGCUUGGACAGUAUCACGAAAUGAAAAAGUACAUCCACCACAGCCCUGGUAGCUCCCGGAGAGGCUUUGGCGUCGAUUGUGCUAUCUUGUCCUGUCAGGUGUACAUCAGUCAGAUCUUGGUGGCCUCAGCUCUGGGUGCAGUGGUGGAAGCUGUCGGCAGCGUCCGUGUCAUUCCUAUAGUGGCCUCUGGAGGCUCACUCCUUGGAUUCUUCACCGCCUGCUUCCUGGUCAUUUACCCGGCUACAAACAAUGGGGAGGGAGAGUCAACCAAAACUUCAGAGAAACAGACCUUGACAACGCUGGAAAAUCCCACCAGCAAUGAGGUGGCUGUUACUGUGGUGAUAGAGAAACCCAGCUUCCUGAAACUCAACAAGGAGGGCAAGGCCACCUCCACCACCACUUCCUGUCACAUGGAGAAGGAGUCUGCUCUGUGAUUGGAUGGGCAGAGUCAACAGGCACGUUGCUGUACACCUGCCUAAAUUCACUUUUAUCAUCAAUGCUGUUGGAAAAUACUUAAGGAUACUCACCGUCCUCAUCAUACUGGAGUUUAUUGACACAAAGAGCGGAGGGUGCAUGGUGCCCUCUUGGUCCAAGCUUGGUGUCUGUUCUCGUUUUGACAGGCCUUUUCUGAUUCAAUGUAUCUCAGUUUGCUGCAGAAAACAACUAAAUCUGAUGUGGGACCAGCGUCACACCAGGCCAACUUACCUUACAAAAAGAAUUCUGGUUCCAAUGCUGUUUUCAGCUGUCACCGAACUUCCUUCCACUUGACCCUCACGGACAUUUGACUGAUCCGUCAUGGUCGUCCAGAAGCGAGUAAUUCAUGGUUGUCUCUGUCUCUCAGGGCCUCUAGGAGGUGCUACUGAGCAGUUGCUUGGAUAGAAAACUUCAGGGGACACAUGCAUAUAUACACAGAAACCCACUCACAUAUAUAUAUAUAUAUACACACACACACACACACACCUGUUCAACUGAAUCAAGCCUGAAUAAUGAGCAAUCAUUAGAAAAUGCUGAAACUUGUUCUUCCUCACUACAGUAUCUGCUUGAUCCAAUUUUUGCUCCGUGAUGUGGAAGCUGAUUGACGAGAGUGUGCGUGCUGUGUGUGUGUCUGUUGACUUGGCGUCUCCAGCGGAGGCACAGCAAUCACCAAAAUAAACCCAACAACACGCUGGGCUUUGUGGGACUUUUACAGCAUUCUGAGACAGUAGCUUUAAGACUCUAGAGACCUUUGAAAGUGGCAUCUCUGAAAUUCAGAGCUUGAAGCCUGGUUCAAUCUUGAGUCUUCACACUGAUUGUAAUUGUAAGGGUUUUGUAGUUUUACAUGAAAGUUGUAAAAUUCUUAAUUUAGCUUUCACUCAGAGCAAAGAUGACAGUAUUUAAGAGGGUCUAGCGUAUGAGCAUGAAGUUGCUUGUAUAUUUAGUUAACAAUACAGUAAGAUAAUACACAUGUAUAUUAAGUAAAAUUCCAGGAAGGAAAAGAGCAAGAUGCAAUAUGUGCAGCACACAGGGCAUUGCAAUCUCAAAUGAUUAUUUUCAUGAUUUUUUUAAGACCCAGAGAAAUUGUAUAAAAAGAAUGAUUACAAUGGCUGUGUUUGUUUGGAAUAACCAGACUAACCUACAUGCUGCGUGUUAGAGGAGCAGAGACUAACCAAACAGCAAAGGAGAAGAGAAGGGAGACAUCAUUGUUCUCUUCCUCUCUAUUUUUUUUUUUUUUUUGCAUUUUUAGUAAUUAGUUUUCUUUUAAAUGCUGUUAACACAAAGUUUGUCACUAACUUUACAUUAGCUGAGCCAUUGUUGAAAAAAGUAUUAUAGCGUUGAGUUAGAAAAAUGUUGCUUUUAAGGCGUUGCAUUUGUUCGUCUUAGGACACCAGCAGGACCAUGCUUUCUCUUCUAGUGGAUCCACUAAAUGUUACAGAGGAUCCUGGAUAUUUUGAAAAAUACAAUGUAGGAAACCUUCUGGGGCCUUUGUAAUGAACAAGAGACUAAAUAGAUCAAUGUAGUGAUUUAGGCAUGUUGCUGGAGCCUGUUGCUAGAUUAUGGUCCAGUUUAGAGAUUUAGAAAAGAGCAUUUUAGAUGCUAAUUAUUUCUGGAUGUGGCAUGAUGGCUGACUGUCCCAAUUAGAGCUGCUGCUGCUAGGUGGAUUUUUCUACCUUUAGUCAGAGCCAGGCUGGCUGUUUGCCCUAUUCUAGCUCUAUAUGCUAAGCAAAACUAGCAGGCUGCUGGUUUUAUGCUGCAUGUUUUUUAUGCAGAUAUGUCUGGUCACAAUAACAAUAAGCUUAUUUCUGAAAAUGUUGAACUAUUGCUUUAAAUUGCUAAAUGAACACCAAAAAUAAUUUAUCAGAUAUCCCACAAAAAGCCUUAAUCUGUGAGUUUUGGUGAAAUCAGAAUCUUUAUUGCCCAGAUAUGUUAAACCACAAUUUGACUCCAAUUAGGUGGCCCCCAUUGUGAGAUAAAAUAAAGUAAAAUGUUGUAAUAUUUGUUUUUGAUACUCAGUUUGAAUCCCUAUACUUCCAGUUUAACAAAAAUGACUUCUUCUGUAUUUGCUGGUUCAGGAGGGCAAGCAACAGCAGCUGUGGCAAUAGCAGCAGCAGUAACGUGAUGCUGGGUGAAGAAGUAAAACUCUUGUUUACUUCGACCCUGGUAACACCCAUACACAAUAACAAGACUAGUAGGCAAAUCACAAAAAUAUUUGAUUAAGCACAGAGGAGAUGCAUGCAAGUUGUAUAAAACAGAUUUCUUAAUAGUGCUUAUUGAUAUUGAGUUUAGACUGAUAAGAUUAAAUAAUCAAUAUUUCCUUAGCUGAUGAUGCUGGAUGUACUUUUAAGAAACUAUCAAAUAAUAAAACAAAACAAAAAACAUGUUAGAAAUUUACAAAAUUGAACUUAGUGUUUAUUAUGUCGUUUGUUUUCUGACAAAUCAGAUCUUUUGUUGCAGUGAUGGCCUCUCUUUUUCAAUGGGGGAGAGGACUGUGUGAGGUUGUUGCACCAGGGGUUUUUCCUGCAUCUGUCUGGGUCUGUAUCUGAGCUGAAACUUGCAAACUGAAAAUUUCAGUCAUUUACUAAAGAAAGAAUAUUUUAUUGGAGUGUGUAUUGAAGCUGUUAGUGCAGACGUUUAUUUUAAGUAUUUUGGUUUUUGAAGAGCAUUCUUUCACUGAUGAUGUGGUUGUUUUUUCACUUUGGUAGAUGUUAGUGCAGAGGUUCACCCUGUUAUUACGUGUGCAGUUCCUCACAUAAUUUCAGGUACAUUUGCUUCCUGGGUUGACCCUCUAACUGUGGUGCUGGGACAAUAACAAAAGACAUGGUGCCAGUGAUUCGCAUGGCUUCUGUAACCACUAGUGCAAUAAAAACAAAGACAGUUUAAGGAAAAUUUUGAAAAAAAAAAAAACAACAACAAAAAAAACAACUGGGUUUUGGAGGUUUGCAUGCAACAGUAACAACAAUAUGCAUGUGUGGAACACCAAAGUAUGAUUCUGUACAAAUCACUCAAGCUUUUUUCUUUACUGUCCUAACUGGUUAGGGAUGUAUUUUCUCACGCAUGGAUGGAUGUUUGUGUCUUUUUGUUUGCACUUAGAUGUGUUUUAAAAUGAAAGAACGAAAAUACCCAACGUACUCUUUCUUGAAGCCGAAGUGCUGUGCUCAUUCUGCGUCAGUACACUCUUAACAAAUGUGACUUUUUACAUUUUUGCACACUUGUGUGUAAAGAUUUAGACCAUGCUCAUCUUGUCACACGUGUUCAACACAACAUACAUGUGGAUGGUGUUGAAAUGUGUUAAAAUGUGAGACACGUGUCGUCCCGAGCGACACUCCUUGUUAAAAGUGUAGGCGAAAAACUCCAAGCCAUGAAUACUUGAAGUGCGACUUGAGUGUUUCUGUUCCAAGGCAGUGGAAAGUUAGAUUUGUUUUUGUUUUUGUUUUUGUUCUUAA